AAUGAAUACACCCAGGUCUUGGCCCAGGGCCCUGUGGUCAAUUUGAGUGGGCACUGGCAGUGUAUUCGGCCGGGGGAGAUUGGCAGUCGAAUGGCUUUUUGAACCUCGACGCGGCUCGUUUUCCCGUCUUUACGUGGCAGCAUUUGCGAGGAAGCUGCGUCUCUUUACUAUUGCUGGCUCCUCCUCCGCAAGUCGGUGGCUGAGUGUUUUGUUCACUGACAUUUUUCACAUAGCCAGACAGUAGCGAAAAACAACAGCAAUCAUGUUUACUCUCUCGGAGUGUAUGGUAAUUUUAGCUAUGUUAUCCGCCACGGCGUCAGGUUACUUCGUAAGCAUCGACGCUCAUGCAGAAGAGUGUUUCUUUGAACGAGUCAACUCUGGUACCAAGAUGGGCCUCAUGUUUGAGGUGGCCGAAGGAGGUUUCCUAGACAUCGAUGUGGAGGUAAGGUCUGAGUUGUGAAAGGUGCCAUCUUUCUUAAUCUAAUUGAGGGUGACACUAUGCCCCACAGCUGUUAGCUAGGUUUGGCAAAUCAUGGGCCAAACUAGCUAAACAUUAACAAUUUAGCUAGCUAACGUCGUUAGCCUAGCUAGCUAUGCUUCCAAACGUCACUCAAAUUGUGCCAUAUGGCUAGCGAGCAAGCUUUCUACGUUAGCUAGCUUUACUCUCUUGGUUGACAGAGUGCGAGACUAUCAGGGGAUUUUGUUAAUAAUCAGGAGCCAAGGGAUGAUUUCAUGUUAGGGCUAUUGAUCAUAUCUGAGUUAGUACUGAUGGUGGUGGUGAGCAUAUAUUGACUAUCUGAUGCUGUCCAGUCAAAACAUGGGUAACUAGCUACCUUUAUGCCUAAUGUUUAAUAGAUUGUCAAUGACUAAGAAGGUACUUUUCAUUUGCAGAUCACAGGUCCAGAUGGGAAGCAGAUUUACAAAGGAGACCGAGAAUCCAGUGGGAAGUACUCUGUGGCUGCCCAUAUGGAUGGCACGUACAAGUUUUGCUUCAGCAAUAAGAUGUCCACCAUGACACCCAAGAUCGUCAUGUUCACCAUUGACAUUGGAGAGGCCCCCAAGGGAGACGGCAUGGAGACAGAAGGUAGGCUGGGGUGAAGAGGCAGCAAUGGCACCAGGGCUCAACGCUGACCUUUUUUACAAGGAGCAAGUGUGCGCCUACAUUGAAAAAUGUAGGUGCACACAAAGAAAUUUAGGAGCACAAUGAAAAAUAUUUCUGGUGAUAAAGCAAUAAUCCUUAAUUUUUCUAGGCGCACUGGUGCUCCUAAAUAAAAAUUCCAGAUUGCACUGCAAAAUAUUUAGGCACACAUUCAAGUAAAAUGGUCGCACUGUAGAGCUCUGGGCACACUGACUGAUGUUAGGAAUAUAAUCUCACCAUGUAUUUUUAGGUUCUGUGGAAGACUCUUUGUGCUACUUUCAUUUUCUCCCGCUGUUUUCCUUCAUAUUCCUCCUUUUCUCAUUCUGCUCUCCCCCCCCCCAUCAGGUGGUGGAGACACCUGGGACGGUAGGUUAACACUAUUGCAUGAGGUCAGAGAUGGUCAUUCUUCAAUGCCCUUGGCCUCUUCUCUGUAGUGUUGCUUACCCCAAGCACUGAAUUGAAAAAUUAACACAGUCAAUUUUCAUAGUUAGUCUUAUUAAUUGCCUGGGUUGUGCUGUUUUCAUUUGCUUUAUGGACACUCACCUGCUGCCUGGCAAUGACUUAAGAUGGGUGAAUAGAUUUAGGAAUUUAUGCCCCCCUCAGCUUCUGCCAUAUGGGCAUUCAGUAAACAACUCGGGUCAAUUACUUUUGCCCUCAGUCUUUCGAAAGUGUUGGUUGGUCAGUUUCAAUAAUACAUCUUGUAUCAAUUCAGUACGCUUGUGUCCAGUCAAUGCAGCAGUUUGCACAGCACUACCAGCUCAAAUGGUGCCUUUAGUUUUAUGUUAAUCCAAGUCUGUUCUGUUACAGCAGAUGUUUUAUAAAUGUUAAAGAUGCACUAAAGACAGGGUUGAAUGACUUCAAUGUAUCUGACAAUGUAUUUGUAAGGUUAAUGUAAAGAUUAGUUAGUUAACAAAUGUUUUGUACAAUGGGUAUACCCAAGCUUUGGUAGAGAUAUGGAGAUGUCACAGUUUACUGUUACUGGUGGCGUUUGUGUGAUGUACGAACAUUUCCUGCACAACUUUUUAUUGCUUGAAAGUCAUUACAUCACUUUGACCAGCAUCUACAAUAAACCUAACCUUGAUGUGCGUUUUACUGGAUGUGCCUGUACUUCUUGGGGUUUCUUUGACUCUGCAAAAUGUUGUAUACUGUACUACUUGUGUUAAUUUUCAAUUCUUGUUCACAGCCCACCAGAACAAGCUGGAAGAGAUGAUUAAUGAGCUAGCAGUUGCCAUGACAGCAGUAAAACACGAGCAGGAAUACAUGGAGGUCCGAGAGAGGAUACACAGAGCAAGUAAGACCGCUUAUGUGCUGCUUCUUCAACAACAGCCAUGUAUAAUGUGCUAUUUCCAUAGAAAAUGAAAACCUACCGACAUAACCUCUAUCUCAAACUGCAUAACAUUUCAUGCAUUUGUGUCAAGAACACCCAAUUUUGACAGCUUAGUGAAUGCACUGUUCAGUGGCAGUAGUGGUUUAAUGUACUGUCCUGUUUUCCUCUCCUCUAGUUAAUGACAACACAAACAGCCGAGUGGUGCUUUGGUCCUUCUUUGAAGCUCUUGUGCUGGUAGCCAUGACCCUUGGACAGAUCUACUACCUGAAGAGAUUUUUCGAAGUGCGGAGAGUUGUGUAAAACAAGUCUUUUUUUAAUAUAUAUUUUUUACUCAAAUGAUUUACUAUUCACUUGAGCCAUUAGCUGCACCAUACUUCAAAAUUGGAAAUCAAACAUCUGAAAAUACUUUUCAUUGUCCAAUCUCCUGUCUUUCUGUUCAUGUACUUCAGACCAUGGUACAUAUGCAUGUUUUUCCACUCGAGGAAAACUGUCUUCGCAUUGACUCCUCAGACUUUGACAUCAAUAGCACUGAAGAGGGUAUUAUUAAUUUUUGAUCAAGGAAGGUUUGACUAUUUGCACAUUCAAAGCCACCGCCCCAAAACACUGGAUGAGCUUUUCUUCUCGUCUUAUAGCUGUGGAUAGAAUGAGUAGGUGGUGGAAAUAUUUUCACUUUUACAUUUUAGUCAUAUAGCAUUAUCCAGAGCGACUUACAGCAAUGAGUGCAUACAUUUUUGUACUGG
This is a messenger RNA of Coregonus sp. 'balchen', 3205 nucleotides long. The record is from the annotation of a GenBank genome assembly. NCBI's taxonomy places the organism in Eukaryota, Metazoa, Chordata, Actinopteri, Salmoniformes, Salmonidae.